AUGAGCCCAGCUCCCACCCCCCAAACCGCUCCACCCACCCCCCCAAACCGCUCCACCCACACCCCACACCGCUCCACCCACCCCCCAAACCGCUCCACCCACCCCCCACACUGCUCCACCCACCCCCCAAACAGCUCCACCCACACCCCACACCGCUCCACCUACACCCCACACCGCUCCACCCACACCCCAAACCACUCCUCCCACACCCCAAACCGCUCCACCCACACCCCACACCGCUCCACCCACACCCCACACCGCUCCACCCACACCCCAAACCGCUCCACCCACACCCCACACCGCUCCACCCACCCCCCAAACCGCUCCACCCACACCCCACACUGCUCAACCCACCCCCCAAACCGCUCCACCCACCCCCCACACCGCUCAACCCACCCCCCAAACCGCUCCACCCACCCAAACGGCUCCACCCACCCCCCACACCGCUCAACCCACCCCCCCAAACCGCUCCACCCACACCCCACACCGCUCAACCCACCCCCCAAACCGCUCCACCCACCCCCCAAACCGCUCCACCCACACCCCACACCGCUCAACCCACCCCCCAAACCGCUCCACCCACACCCCACACCGCUCAACCGACCCCCCAAACCGCUCCACCCACCCCCCAAACCGCUCAACCCACCCCCCAGACCGCUCCACCCACACCCCACACCGCUCCACCCACACCCCACAUCGCUCCACCCACCCCCCAAACCGCUCCACCCACAGCCCACACCGCUCCACCCACACCCCACACCGCUCCACCCAAACCCCUCCACCCACACCCCACACCGCUCCACCCACACCCCACACCGCUCCACCCACACCCCAAACCCCUCCACCCACACCCCACACCGCUCCACCCACACCCCACACCGCUCCACCCACACCCCAAACCGCUCAACCCACACCCCAAACCCCUCCACCCACACCCCACACCGCUCCACCUACACCCCACACCGCUCCACCCACCCCGCACACUGCUCCACCCACACCCCACACCGCUCCACCCACACCCCAAACCGCUCAACCCACACCCCACACUGCUCCACCCACCCCCCAAACCGCUCCACCCACACCCCACACCGCUCCACCCACACCCCAAACCGCUCCACCCACACCCCACACCGCUCCACCCACACCCCACACCGCUCCACCCACACCCCAAACUGCUCCACCCACACCGCUCCACCCACACCCCAAACCGCUCCACCCACACUUCUCCACCCACACCGCUCCACCCACACCCGAAAACUGCUCCACCCACAUCCCAAACUGCUCCACCCACACCCCAAACUGCUCCACCCACACCCGAAAACCGCUCCACCCAUAUCCCAAACUGCUCCACCCACACCCCAAACUGCUCCACCCACACCCGAAAACCGCUCCACCCAUAUCCCAAACUGCUCCACCCACACCCCAAACUGCUCCACCCACACCCGAAAACUGCUCCACCCACACCCCAAACUGCUCCAAUUUAUUUCUCCUGCACUAACCAAAUGCGAAGGAAACCCAAACAAGCCACGUCACCCGCCGGUGAGGAGGUCCGGUUUCCUUUCACCCCUCCGCUGGUCUGAAAAGUGA
Molecule: messenger RNA, 1587 nt
Organism: Melanotaenia boesemani (Boeseman's rainbowfish)
Lineage: Eukaryota; Metazoa; Chordata; Actinopteri; Atheriniformes; Melanotaeniidae
Product: extensin-like
Exons: 2
Coding region: 1-1587 (528 amino acids)
Source: RefSeq, a predicted model, not a curated record